Colletotrichum gloeosporioides is the source of this 3138-nucleotide messenger RNA. RefSeq lists its product as uncharacterized. Gene Ontology annotation, biological process: carbohydrate metabolic process. The coding region runs from base 1 to 3138 and encodes 1045 amino acids. Lineage: Eukaryota; Fungi; Ascomycota; Sordariomycetes; Glomerellales; Glomerellaceae. The transcript has a single exon. The record is from RefSeq and is a predicted model, not a curated record. Gene Ontology annotation, molecular function: hydrolase activity, hydrolyzing O-glycosyl compounds.
AUGCCUUCUUUUCGCCUCUGGCUUUCCUCGGCACUCGCGUUCGCGGCGACUGUGAGGGGUCAAGAUGCCACAGAACAGGUUGAGGCAGCUCUCGCGGCCCUUACUGUUACCAACGUCGACGAUGUUCGUGGUAACCUGUACCUGCCAACUGCCAUCAAUGGCAUCAACAUUACCUGGGCGAGCAACGCGUCUUCUAUCAUCUCGGAUGACGGCGUUGUGAAGAGGCAAACUGAAGAUGCUCAAGUCGCUCUCACCGCCACGAUCGAAUAUGACGGCGUGAGUCAACAGAAGGAUUUCGUUGCAUCUGUCCGCAAAGCCGUUGUCCUUGACCCCUUUGAGGGAUACGCGUUCUCUUACUUCACUGGAAGUACAAUUGCCGGAGAAAAUAUUUUCUUUGCUGCUAGCCAGGGCAAUGACGCUUUGGACUGGACGGAGCUGAACGGUGGCCAACCCACUUUGACUUCAUCCUACGGCACAAAAGGUCUUCGGGAUCCGUUCCUCAUUAGAUCUCAUGAAGGCGACACCUUUUAUCUGAUCGCGACUGAUUUGUCGAUUGGUUCCGGUACAUCCUGGGGCGACUCCGUCAGGAUCGGUAGCCGAUACCUCGAAGUUUGGGAGUCGAAUGAUCUCAUAAACUGGUCUGCCCAACGUCAUGUCCUGGUCUCCCCUCCCGAAGCAGGAAACACCUGGGCUCCAGAGGCUUACUAUGACGAGGAUCUUGGUGCAUACUUGGUUUUCUGGGCCUCAUCUCUGUACGAAGACAGCGACUUGAACCGCACUGGUAGCACCUACCACCGCAUGCUCUACGCAACAACUCGAGAUUUCGUCACCUUCAGCGAUACGCAGACUUGGCAAGACGCCGGUAUGUCGCGCAUCGACUCGACCGUCAUCAAAUCCGAUGGCACUUACUACCGUUUCACCAAGGAUGAGGGUGCUAGCGGCACCGGAUGCAGCGAUAUCAUCCAAGAAAGCUCAACAUCCCUCCGUGCCACCCUGGAUUCUUGGACCAUCAUCGAUUCUUGCAUCGGAAAGAAGGCAGGAACCAGCGCUGUCGAGGGGCCGACCUCUUUCAAAUCCAACCCAGGCGAUGUGCAUGGCGAGAAGUUCUACCUUUUCGUUGAUGAAUACGGCGGCCGUGGUUACAUCCCCCUGGAGACUACCGACAUUGGCAAUCCCGAUUGGACUGUAUCAAGCUCUUACAAUCUCCCUUCAAGCCCGCGUCAUGGCACCGUGAUCCCCGUCACUGCAUCCGAACUUGCUGCACUGACGGGAACCACAACAACUCGUCGAGAUGUCAGCGCAGAUGAAGAAAUCCUUCGCUAUGAUUUCUCUUCGGUUGACGGUACCACAGUUCAGGACGUUUCGGGUAAUGGCAAUAACGCAGUCAUCAAUGGCGGAGCGACCAUCACGGACGGUGCUCUGACAUUCGACGGCGUUGAUGACUAUGUCAAGUUGCCUGACAACAUCAUCGCUGGCGUCACAAACGUUGCAAUUGAGGCAAAGGUCCUUGUCGAUGCUUCUCAACAGACGCCAUACUUUAUCUACGGUCUCGGAAACACGGUCUCUGGUUCUGGAAACGGUUAUCUCUUCUCCACCGGAAACCCCUACAGGGCAUCGAUUACCACCGGCAACUGGACGGGUGAGAAGACGUCUUCCUCUGGAUCUCAGCUCCCUUCAGGAACUUGGCUGCACUUGGUCUUUACUCAGCAAGGCCGCACAACUGUGAUUUACCUCAAUGGCUACGAGGUUGCAAGAAAUGAGGAUGUCAACAUCAAUCCAAGCAACAUUGGUAACGGCGUCACGACUGCAAACUACAUCGGCCGGUCGCUUUACGACAGUGACAAGCUUUUCAAGGGCCAGUUCAAGGAAUUUGCCAUCUUCAACAGGUCUUUGAGCGCAGCUGAAGUUCUUUCUCGCUCAGGAAACGUCGGUGCCAUCACUGAGGUUGCCCUUGCCGAUAGCGCUGCCCAAAAGGUCCCUCCCAUCAUCAACACCACCGACAACAAGGUCUUAUUCCCGGUUUACCCUGGUACUGACAUCGCCAAUCUGGCUCCGGUUUUCACAACUACAGAAGGAGUGACUUCAUCUCCCGCAUCCGGCACACCUGUCGACCUUACUUCCGAGGUCAAGUACGUCUUGACCAAGGGCGAUGAGGUCGUGGCUGAGUGGGAGAUCAAGGCUGUUGAGAUGGGAAGUCCUGUUCUCCCUGGUUUGUAUGCCGACCCGAACAUCGCCGUAUUCAACGGAGAAUACUAUCUCUACGUGACUACAGAUGGUGUUCCUGGUUGGGGUGGCAACAAGUUCUACGUCUGGAAGUCGAGUGAUCUUGUCACCUGGACCCGAAGCGAGGACCCCUUCCUCGUUCUCGAUGGAACUAAUGGCAACGUUCCCUGGGCCAAUGGCAAUGCCUGGGCCCCAACAAUUGCCGAACGCGACGGAAAGUAUUACUUCUACUUCAGUGGGAACAACAUUGCCUUGAACACGAAGACCAUCGGUGUUGCUGUGUCUGACUCGCCCGAGGGCCCAUUCACUGCUGAGCCGGAAGCAAUGAUUCUCAACAACGAAGCUAUCACUGCUUCUCAAGCGAUCGACCCAGCUGCUUUCCAGGACCCUGUCUCUGGCAAGUACUAUAUCUAUUGGGGCAACGGCCGUCCUCUUGUGGCUGAACUCAAUGAUGACAUGGUGUCGGUCAACUGGGAUACACUGCAAGCCAUGACGGGGCUAGUGGACUUCAGAGAGGGCUUGUUCGUCGUUUACCGCCAAGAUCUCUACCACCUUACCUACUCGAUAGACGACACGGGAUCCGAAAACUACCGUGUUGGAUACGCUACGUCUGAAAACUUCUCUGGUCCUUGGCAAUACCAUGGUGUUGUUCUGCAAAAGGAUACCUCUCAAGGCAUCCUUGGCACCGGCCACAACUCCAUGUUCAACGUUCCUGGUACUGACGAUUGGUACAUUGCAUACCAUCGCUUCCAGAUUCCUGGCGGUGGCGGAUACAUGCGCGAGACCACUAUUGACCACGUUUACUUCGACGAGAACACCGGUCUCAUCAAACCUGUUGUGCCGACGCUCACCAGUGUUGAGCCGCAGACUGUCCCGCAAAAGAUUCGUAGACGGUCAAGGAUUAUGCGUUUGUAA